Messenger RNA from Phaedon cochleariae (mustard beetle), 1729 nucleotides. The record is from the annotation of a GenBank genome assembly. NCBI's taxonomy places the organism in Eukaryota, Metazoa, Arthropoda, Insecta, Coleoptera, Chrysomelidae.
CAGUAACUAAUAUUUUUUUUAACAGUCAUCCACUCGAGUGGUUUUUGCGAAAUAAAGUAACAUUAGGAAUUCGCAAUAUAUGUGGAUAAUGGAAUAAUAACACUUUCAUCAUAAUGAGUUCUUCAUUUCUGGAGUAAAAGUAAGCAGGACUUCACGAAGAUGAAUUAUACAGGGGUUCUACUAUUCACUUUACUCUUGAUUUCAACGAGCUGCCAUGGAUUAAACAUCCUCGUGAUUCUUCCACAUGUAGGCAAGAGCCAUCAACUAGUUUUCGAACCUCUCCUAAAACAGCUAGCUCUCAGAGGACAUAACCUCACAGUCAUCACAAGGUUUCCUCAGAAAAAGACAACAGCCAACUGGAGGGAUAUAAACAUAGGAGACAAUGAAGUGACUACCGAAAUUCUAGAGAUGGGUGUAAUAACUGGAACAAGACUGGGUCAGAUUUCUGGUCGGUUUUUGCUGGCUGAACUAGCAGAACAAUCAUGUACCAGUGGACUCACCAAUGAGAGAUUCCGGAAUUUCCUGAAAGAAGACAAUCAGUUCGAUUUGAUUCUUGUGGAAUUGUUCAACACGAAUUGCUUCAUGGGUCUAGUGAGGCUAUUUGGUGCUCCUGUUAUAGGUUUGUCUUCAUGCAAUCCACCUGCAUGGAUCCAAAGAUGGUUCGCGAAUCCGGAGAACCCCUCAUACAUUCCAUCAGUUUUCACUGGAUUUUCUGACAGCAUGACAUUUCUUCAGCGGGUGGAGAAUACCGUCUCACUGGGCUUGGACAAGUUUAUAUACGAUUAUUUUAUGGCUGGCCCUGGCAACCGUUUUUCGAGGAAAUAUUUGGGAGUAGAUACAAUGAAGGGAAAUGAUGUAAUGUACAACGUCAGUCUUCUUCUGACGAAUACGCAUUUCAGCCUGAAUUUGCCCAGACCGUUUGUGCCCAAUGUGGUAGAAGUGGGUGGAAUCCAUAUUGAAGAGCCUAAAGAAAUACCUCACGAAAUAGCGAAAUUCAUAAACGAGUCUCUCGAUGGCGUAAUAUAUAUGAGCAUGGGUUCAACAUUGAAGGGAAGCAGUUUCCCAGUUGACAAGAGAAAUGCAUUUUUGAAAGCUUUCUCCCGUGUCCAACAAAGGGUGAUCUGGAAAUGGGAAACCGACAUGGAAAAUAAACCGAGAAAUGUUGAGACUUUCAGGUGGACACCACAAAGAGAAAUUCUCUGUCACCCCAAUGUGAAGGUAUUUAUUUCACACGGAGGACUCCUAGGCACGAUUGAGGCUGUCUACUGUGGGGUACCUGUUCUUGUCAUUCCUCAGUACGGAGAUCAGCCUCUGAAUGCAAAAGCCUUAGAAAAAGUUGGUGGAGGACUCAUUUUCCAUUUGCAAGAUGCUACGGAGGAAACUAUUCUGGAGGCCCUCAAUGAAGUUUUGAGUCCCAAGUUCCGAAUGAGUGCGAAAGAUCUAUCAGAACGAUUCAAGGACCGUCCUUUAUCACCAAUGGACACGGCGAUAUACUGGAUAGAAUACGUGGCAAAAUACAGGGGAGCACCGCAUAUGAGGACAGCUGCAGUAUCUAUGCCUGCCUAUCAGUACCUGUUGAUUGACGUGAUAGCGUUCAUUGCAUUAAUUGUCAUUUCAUUCAGUUAUUGCAUGUAUAAGAUCGCUGCUCUAGUGUUUUCGAAAUUGAGAAGAAAUAAAAUAAAAACUUCGUGAUGAGUAACAAUUUUAUUUUCUAUUCAUGGUAAAUAAA